AUGGUAGAUAUGCUGGAAGCACGGCUCGAACAAGCCAACAUUUUGAAGAAAGUUGUCGAUGCCAUCAAAGACCUAGUCCAGGACUGCAAUUUUGACUGCAAUGACUCAGGCAUCGCGCUCCAGGCCAUGGAUAACUCCCAUGUCGCCCUGGUUUCAAUGCUGCUCAAAGCAGAAAGCUUCGUCCCUUACCGAUGUGAUCGCAACAUCGCCCUCGGUGUCAACUUGACCUCCCUUACCAAGGUGCUUCGCGCUGCUCAGAACGAUGACAUUGUCACGCUCAAGGCCGAGGAUGCUCCUGAUGUCCUGAAUCUUUUGUUUGAGAGCAGCGAGAACGAUAGGGUCAGCGAGUACGAUCUGAAACUUAUGGAUAUCGACCAGGAGCAUCUAGGAAUUCCGCAGACUGAGUAUGCGGCCACCAUUUCUAUGCCAUCCGCAGAGUUUCGACGAAUCUGUACCGAUUUAAUCGCCAUGUCUGAGUCAGUCAACAUCGAGGCCAACAAAGACGGCGUCAAGUUCGCCUGCAACGGCGACAUUGGCAAUGGCUCUGUCACGUUGCGUAGCCACACCAAUGUCGAGAAGCCUGAGCUCAACAUAGACAUUGAGCUUGCGGAACCCGUCUCAUUGACUUUCUCGCUCAAGUACCUCGUCAAUUUCUGCAAGGCCGCGGCCUUGUCGUCCCAGGUGAAGAUUUGCCUGUCAAGCGAGGUCCCCUUGCUGGUCGAGUACAUCGUCUCUGGAAGCAGUUACUUGCGCUACUACCUGGCACCCAAGAUUGGUGACGAGGACUAA
This is a messenger RNA of Ustilaginoidea virens, 789 nucleotides long. RefSeq lists its product as uncharacterized. The transcript has 4 exons. Gene Ontology annotation, cellular component: PCNA complex. Lineage: Eukaryota; Fungi; Ascomycota; Sordariomycetes; Hypocreales; Clavicipitaceae. Bases 1 to 789 code for a protein of 262 amino acids. Gene Ontology annotation, molecular function: DNA polymerase processivity factor activity; DNA binding. Gene Ontology annotation, biological process: leading strand elongation; mismatch repair; translesion synthesis. The record is from RefSeq and is a predicted model, not a curated record.